Messenger RNA from Lonchura striata (white-rumped munia), 1682 nucleotides. RefSeq names its product MIS12 kinetochore complex component (gene MIS12). Gene Ontology annotation, cellular component: nucleus; MIS12/MIND type complex; chromosome, centromeric region. NCBI's taxonomy places the organism in Eukaryota, Metazoa, Chordata, Aves, Passeriformes, Estrildidae. Gene Ontology annotation, biological process: mitotic sister chromatid segregation; mitotic cell cycle; kinetochore assembly. The record is from RefSeq and is a predicted model, not a curated record.
CGGGCCUCAGAACCGGCCUCGGGCCGGGAGCAGCGGCAGCAGCAUCAUCAUCAUCAUCAUCAUGAGCAGCAUUGGGAGCGGCGAGAGCGGUAUGGGCGAGAGCGGCAGCAGCGGCCCCGCCGCCUCGGGUAACGCCGGGGAGCCCUGCGAGACCCGUCUCCCCCUCGCGGCCCUCCCGCCCCGGCCCCCCGCCGCCAUGUCGGUGGAUCCCAUGACCUACGAGGCGCAGUUCUUCGGGUUCACGCCGCAGACCUGCAUGCUGCGCAUCUACAUCGCCUUCCAGGACUACCUCUUCGAAAUGCUGCAGGUGGUGGAGGGCGUGAUGCUGAAGAAGUUCGAAGGCAAAAUCAGCCCUUCGCAGAUCCGGAAAUGCACCGAGAAAUUCCUGCUCUUCAUGAAGGAGCACUUCGAUAAGCUGUUCACCAAAAUGGAAGAAGUGCUGCUGCAGCUGGUGCUGAACAUCCCCAAGAACGUGCUGCUGCCCGAGGACAGGGUGCAGGAGCAGUACCGCUGCAGCGAGGAGGAGUUCCAGGCGCUGCAGGACGAGGUGCGGCAGCUGCAGGAGCAGUACAGGGCGGAGGUGGCCAUGGAGCAGGCGCUGCUAGCCGAGCUGGAGGAGCAGAAGAUUGUCAAGGCCGAGCUGGAGAAGACUUUGCAGUGCUUUGAUGAGCUUGAGAACAUCUGCCGGCAGUACGGGAUCGGCAACUUCAAGGAAAGCCUUGCCCUCCUGACACAGAGCUCUAAGAAAUUGCAGGAGGUGCUGAAAGACGUUGAGGAGAAGAGCAAAAAAUUGAAGCUGGAUGAUCAGUUAAUGUAAGGGAAAUUCGGAGAAGGUAGCAGAUGCCAUAGACACAGCUUGCUUAAAAUAACCGGGUCUGAUCUUCCCCUUAGUCUGCUCACCCUGCAAGGAUUUGGUCUAAAAGCUGUUGAACUGUGCCAGUUUGCACCUCCCUGAGGCAGGAAGGGGAGAAAGCCUGUAAAAUGUAACUCAGAUUGUUAACUUCCUAAGUUUUGGGCCGGCUAAGAGUUUGAAAACACUGAAUGUUAUCUUUGAACACAAUGUAAGACUUGUAGGAAUGUGUAGGUGGUUUCCAGCCUGAGGUCAGUGAGGCCCCGGGGACUUUGCCGGUGGCCAGGGAACUGCCUGGAUGUGAAAUGCAGGGAGAAGGAUGACACUGAUGCUGUCUACAAGGUUCUGAUGAGAUCUGUUGGCAUCAAACCAAAUUUCAGCUCAGUUUCUGGAAUCUGGGGGUUCCUCACCACUCUGCCUGUGCUUGUGUUUCUGUCAGCCCGGAACAGAAGCCACUGGAGGAAAUGAGUAAUUCCAUCACGUUGUCCUACUUCACCUUAUGUUGCUUUAUGUAUAUAUUUGUUUGGGGUUUUUUUGGUUGCCCAGUGUCCCUUUUCUACUAAACAAAGUUUCUUUUAUUAACAUUUAAUCAGAUUUUCAAGUGAAAAUGUUAUGAAUAUUGAUAAGCUGUUGUGUCUGAAUUAAACUUAUUCUCUCUGUGCUUAAUUCAAAAUCCCUGACACUUUCCACAUCAGUUUUUUAAUCUCCUGUUUAGUCCUAUCAUUAAAUAUCAAUAUUAAUUCUACUUUACUAGCAUAGAGGUUUAAAAGUCAUUAACCCGGUGAAUCACUUAGAGGUUAUUUCAAUAAAAAAGUGUAUUGAAAACAUGAAA